AUGGGAGCAGUGAGUUGUCGGCAAGGGCAACACACUCAGGUGGCUGCUUCUCACAAGCAGGGUGGCAACCUCCAGGGCUCCUGGGCCAGAGCCUGGAAGAGCCUCUGGUCAGGUCUGGGGACCAUCAGGUCAGGUCUGGAAGAGCUGUGGGAGCUACGGGGUCAUCAGUGCCUGCACCAGGAGCCCCUAGAGCCAGCCCCACUGCUGUCUGAGUGGCCAGUGCCUCAGUUCAUCAGCCUCUUUCUACCGGAGUUUCCCCUUAGGCCCAUUAGGGGGCAGCAGCAGCUGAAGAUUUUAGGCCUUGUGGCUAAAGGCUCCUUUGGAACUGUCCUCAAGGUGCUAGAUUGUGCCCAGGAAGCUGUAUUUGCAGUGAAGGUGCUACCCAAGGUAAAGGUCCUACAAAUGGACACCCUAAGGCAGUGCAAAGAGGAGGUUAGCAUCCAGCGACAGAUCAACCAUCCUUUUGUACACAGCUUGGGGGACAGCUGGCAGGGAAAACGGCACCUCUUCAUUAACUUCUGGUGCUUUGCAGUGUGUAACUACUGCAGCACAGAUCUGUACUCCUUGUGGUCUGCUGUUGGCUGUUUUCCUGAGGCUUCCGUCCGUCUCUUUGCUGCUGAGCUGGUCCUGGUGCUAUGCUAUCUCCAUGACUUGGGCAUCAUCCAUCGAGAUGUGAAGAUGGAGAAUAUCCUCCUGGAUGAACGAGGCCAUCUGAAACUGACAGAUUUUGGUUUGUCCCGCCACCUUCCCCAGGGAGCCAGAGCCUAUACUAUUUGUGGUACUCUUCAGUACAUGGCCCCAGAGGUCCUGAGUGGAGGGCCUUACAACCAUGCUGCCGAUUGGUGGUCCUUGGGUGUUUUGCUUUUCUCUCUGGCAACUGGAAAGUUCCCAGUGGCUGCAAAGAAAGAUCAUGUGGCCAUGUUAGCAAGUGUGACCCACUGUGACUCUGAGAUCCCAGCUUCUCUUAACCAGGGGCUCUCACUCCUGCUCCAUGAGCUUUUAUGCCAGAAUCCUCUCCACCGUCUCCGUUAUCUGCAUCACUUCCAAGUCCACCCUUUCUUUCGGGGUGUGGCCUUUGACCCAGAGAUCCUACAGAAGCAACCAGUGAACUUUGUCAUGGAGGCACAAGCUACCCAGCCCAGUCCAUCGGAGUCUAUGUUCUUCAAGGACUUUGACUGUGAUCUGGAGUCCUUCCUGGUCCACCCCAUCCCUGAUUGAGCCUCUCUGUUUUAGAUUGGGGCCCAGCUGGGAACCUGAGGAUAUCCUCCACUGUCAACUCAGUAUGACCACCUUGAUGAGCCAGUGUGUUUUUACUGUGUAGCCCCUUACCAUUCUGUUCUUCUAGGUGUUGGACCAAAGCUCCAAUUUUGGGCAUUCUCCUACUGGCAGCCACAACUGGCCUUAGCCCUUCCCCAUCGUACAACCCACCUCUCAAUUCAACAUCUCAGAUCAGGGUGGUGACCUUUUCCUUUCCUUCACUUCUCAAGUUGUCAGCCAGAGGCUUCUUCCACUUUUCCCUCUUCUUGUUUCUCUGUCAUGUUUCCUUUCUUGGGCAAUAAUGACAUUUCAUGGGCUCCCAGUGUGCUACUUAUAUGUUUAGUAGGCUUGUCAGAAGCAAUAUGAAUGCUUUUCAAAGGUCUCAAAAGCUGGCAUUUCAACUCCUAAAUACACAGCUAAAAAGUAUGAUCUGGGGUCUCAAGGUCAGUCUGCAAUAAAUCUAAUUUUUAAAACUGAAAAGUGAAUCUAACAGCCUAAUGUAAGAAAAUAUGAGUAGAAACUGAAACAUGACUGGGUUAAAUAUCUUCUCUAGGAGUAACUGGAACAGCUAUCACAUCUUUUCCAAAACAAAACAUCUUCGAAACACAUAAGGAUUAUUAAACUGGUAAUUUUCCUUAGACAGCCCAGGAUUCACUUUCUGAUGGGCAAACCAGGGAUUAAGAGGUAUGAUGUCAACCUUAAGAUUUAAGGUUAGAGAUGUAUCUCAAGAACCUUUUCCUUUAGUAAGGAAUAUCAUGUGGACGUUAUGACGUCUUCAUUUUUCUUUUUUUUUUAAAAAAAGAUGACUGGUGAGG
Messenger RNA from Galeopterus variegatus (Sunda flying lemur), 2072 nucleotides. RefSeq lists its product as uncharacterized. Bases 1 to 1218 code for a protein of 405 amino acids. The transcript is spliced from 12 exons. NCBI's taxonomy places the organism in Eukaryota, Metazoa, Chordata, Mammalia, Dermoptera, Cynocephalidae. Gene Ontology annotation, biological process: protein phosphorylation. The record is from RefSeq and is a predicted model, not a curated record. Gene Ontology annotation, molecular function: ATP binding; protein serine/threonine kinase activity.